AGCCCGGGGGCCGGCACGGGCAGCCGAUAAAUGGGCGAGCAGGGAACUGGCUUCUCCAGAGCCGAGCAUGGGAGCACCUCGGGGGAAAGUGAGUACUCGCCCAUCAGUCCACCUAGCCUGCCUCUCCUCUGCAUCUCCUCUCCCUGCUCAGUAGCCAAGGACCCCAGUAACGCACCCCGCAGCCAUGGCCACCUCAGCGAGUUCCCACCUGAGCAAAGCUAUAAAGCAGAUGUACAUGAAGCUGCCUCAGGGUGAAAAGGUGCAAGCUAUGUACAUCUGGAUUGAUGGGACUGGGGAGCACCUGCGCUGUAAAACCCGGACGCUGGACCAAGAGCCCAAGAGCAUUGAAGAUCUACCUGAGUGGAACUUUGACGGCUCUAGCACCUUCCAGUCUGAGGGUUCAAACAGUGACAUGUACCUUCUCCCUGCUGCCAUGUUCCGGGACCCUUUCCGCAAGGACCCCAACAAGCUGGUUCUUUGUGAGGUCUUCAAGUACAACCACAAGUCAGCAGAGUCAAACCUCCGGCACACCUGUAAACGGAUUAUGGAUAUGGUGUCCAACCAGAUCCCCUGGUUUGGGAUGGAGCAGGAAUACACUCUUCUUGGGACAGAUGGACAUCCAUUUGGCUGGCCUUCCAAUGGCUUCCCUGGGCCCCAGGGUCCAUAUUACUGCGGCGUAGGAGCAGACAAGGCCUAUGGCAGAGACAUUGUGGAAGCGCAUUAUCGUGCAUGUCUCUAUGCUGGUGUUAAAAUUGGAGGAACAAAUGCAGAAGUGAUGCCUGCACAGUGGGAAUUCCAGGUGGGCCCGUGCGAAGGGAUUGAGAUGGGGGAUCACCUCUGGAUUGCACGCUUCAUCCUACAUCGGGUGUGUGAAGACUUUGGGGUAAUCGUGUCCUUCGAUCCCAAACCCAUCUCUGGGAAUUGGAAUGGAGCCGGUUGCCACACCAACUUCAGCACCAAGUCCAUGAGGGAGGAAGGAGGCCUCAAGUAUAUAGAAGAGGCCAUUGAGAAGCUCAGCAAACGGCACCAGUACCAUAUCCGCGCUUACGACCCAAAAGGGGGGCUGGACAACGCCAGGCGCCUGACAGGCUUCCACGAGACAUCCAGCAUCCACGAAUUCUCUGCUGGCGUGGCCAACCGUGGGGCCAGUAUCCGUAUCCCCAGAAAUGUGGGCCAAGAAAAGCAGGGCUACUUCGAGGACCGCCGGCCCUCUGCCAACUGCGACCCUUAUGCUGUGACGGAGGCACUAAUCCGUACAUGUCUUCUCAGCGAAACCGGGGAUGAGCCCUUUGAGUACAAGAACUAAGUGGACUGCCCCCUGAGAGACACCGCCUACCCCCAAAUGUCCCUUCUAGAUGUAAUUUUGAGGGCACAAGUUACCACUUUGUUUGUGUCCCAGUAACUCUUGUUGUGUUGGGGGGAGGGAGCAUUUAGUUCUUGUUGAUGUCUCAUUGUUGAUGCUUGAGAGGAGGAGUGUGCGUUAGAGAAGAAUUUUAACCACUGUUUUGUCUAAUUCAUCUGUAUGUCUGACAGGACCCAGUGGCUUCCAUGGACACAGGGUGAUAGGCUGAAGGAAGGUGGAUGGACAAGAGGCUGUAGUGGGUUUUGCCCAAGAGAGUCUAACUCCCAUGAUAACGACAUACAUAACUCAGCUCUCCAUAGACCAAUUGUCCUCGGAUUAGAGUUAUUCGGGGGAGAAAGGAGUAAAGCAGCUAUGAUAGAUUCUGACCCCUUUGCACACUUACACAUGGUGGGAAAUUUCCCUUCUCUGGCUUUGAUAAGACUCUUGGGCAUCUUCUUGCAUUCUGCUGUCCCAGCUAAAUGUGGAAGCUGGUAGCAAAAUUCCUCCUUGCUCUGUCAUUGGAAGCCACUCGAUCUCCUGUGUAUAACACAGAGUGAAGUAGUAUUUUUUUAUAUUUAAAUGUAAAAACAAAAAAAACUAUAUAUAAAUUUUUUUUAAAAAAAAAGACGUUCCAAUAACUCAGCCAGCUAGAGCAGGCGGGUUCCUGAAGGUACUGUUGGAGGUGGAACUCCAGUGUGGGCUAGAGCAGAGGGUAGAAUGGGGGGUGGGAGGGGGUCCAGGAGGGAAGUUGACUGACUUUUUUUUUUUUUUUUUUAACUUUUGAAGUGUGGCUUUGCCAUUCUUGGCAGGGCAUUGGUUCAGCACUUGGAACUAGCAGUAACGAUCAUAACUUAAACUCGAGCUGAUGCGGGCGCGUGGCGUGGCUGAAACACAAGAAGAUGCUCUAAAUUAUGAGUUGGCUGGUCAACUUAACUGUGUUAGCGAUGGGGUCAUGGGUGUUUUAUUUUCCAGUGGGAUUAGCAUGUCACUAAAGCAGGGCUUUUGAUAAAAAGAAACAAGUUUUAGAUUUUAAUAAUGUUUUUAGUGUUUCUAAAGUUGUACAGUUUUACAGAGACCAUUGGUGUUAACUGUUGAUAUGUCCAGGCACGCAAACUGCCUGCCACCUAGCCAGGACUACACUAAUGAGGGGGCUCUGUGCCCCCUGCCCUCCCCCCCCAGGCUGCCCCUAAGUUCUCUCAGGGGAAUGCCUAGUGGGUUCAAACGUUCUGAGAUUUUUGGAUGGUGCCAAUAUAUGUCAUUGCAUUUGGAUUUACGAAUAGUUUCUUUUAUAAUAACAAAAAACCUUAAUUCUGA
Molecule: messenger RNA, 2656 nt
Organism: Chrysemys picta bellii (western painted turtle)
Lineage: Eukaryota; Metazoa; Chordata; Testudines; Emydidae
Gene: GLUL
Product: glutamate-ammonia ligase
Cellular component (GO): cytoplasm
Molecular function (GO): glutamine synthetase activity
Source: RefSeq, a predicted model, not a curated record